UAUGAUUACUGUACAUGGCCAUCGAUGCCGCUGGAUAAACCAAACCAGCGAUGUAAAUAACAGCGACGGAGGCGGUGGAACUAACAUGCCUAAUUCUAUCACAGCUUGACAUGAGAAAAUAAUACAUGGCAUCUGGGUUUAUCCCCUUGGCAAAACCACCGCGGCCGUCCUUUUAUGCGCGUCUCCGAAUUUGGCUUUGACAGCCCACCGGAUGGUUUUCUUAAUUUGACGCACGAACCUAAUCACACGACGGGCGGUUUUAUCUAAUAACCCACUUGGGAAAAACGGGUCAUUAUGACCUUAGUAUCCUCAUCUAAAAGAAAACCAUUGGAUUGUUUUUCCGCAGCAGCGUUCUGCUUGUAUUUCUUGCUGUGGAUUGUAUGCGCUGUGUCCGGAGAAGAGCAUCAUCAGUUCAGCGUUGAGGGAUGGCUACAGAAGUACGGCUACCUGCCCCACACAGACCCCAGAAUGGCUGUCCUGCGCUCAGCCCAGACCAUGCAGCAAGCCAUAGCAGCAAUGCAGCGCGUCUACGGCCUCAAUGUCACAGGGACACUGGAUGAGAGGACCACAUAUGAUAUCACACUAAGUUGGAUGAAGAGGCCGAGGUGUGGAAAUCCAGACAAACUAAAGGGCAUUUCAAGGUCACGGAAGCGGAGGUACGCACUGACGGGGCAGAAGUGGCAGCGAACACACAUCACUUACAGCAUAAAGAACGUCACGCCCAAAGUGGGCUCCAGGGAGACCCACGAUGCCAUCCGGCGUGCGUUUGACGUGUGGCAGGGGGUGACGCCGCUUCACUUUGAGGCCGUCCCUUACAGCGCCCUGGAGAGCGGUAGGCGUGAUGUGGACAUCACGAUCAUCUUCGCCUCAGGUUUCCAUGGCGACAGCUCACCCUUCGACGGUGAGGGCGGGUUCCUAGCUCACGCCUACUUUCCGGGCCCUGGGAUCGGAGGGGACACCCACUUCGACUCAGACGAACCCUGGACCCUGGGGAACCCCAACCACGAUGGUAAUGACCUGUUCCUGGUGGCAGUCCAUGAGCUGGGCCACGCCCUGGGUCUGGAACACUCCAAUGACCCCACAGCCAUCAUGGCUCCAUUCUACCAGUACAUGGACACAGAGAACUUCAAACUUCCUCACGACGACCUUCAGGGCAUCCAGAAAAUCUAUGGUACUGUACCAACAGGUCCACCAGACAGGGCUCUCCAGCCCACCAGGGCCCCACCCACGGCCCCUCCCCCACGCUUCCACUCCCCCUCGGAACCCCGCAAGCACGACCGCCAGGUACGGCCCCACCGCCCUCCUCAGGGUGCCAAACCCUCCAACCCCUACGCCACGCCCAACAUCUGCGACGGAGGCUUCAACACCCUGGCCAUCCUCAGACAGGAGCUGUUCGUAUUCAAGGACCAGUGGUUCUGGAGGGUGAGGGACAACUCAGUGGUCCCUGGCUACCCCAUGCAGAUCAACUACUUCUGGAAAGGCCUGCCUGCCAAGAUCGACGCUGUCUAUGAAAACAGCGAAGGGAAGUUUGUCUUCUUCAAAGGGAACCGCUUCUGGGUGGUCAAGGACACUACUCUGCAGCCCACCUACCCUCAGGAUAUCUCUCUGUUUGGGAGCGGGAUGCCCACCCAGAGUAUAGAGACCGCCGUGUGGUGGGAGGACGUGGCCAAGACAUACUUCUUCAAGGGAGACAGAUACUGGAGGUACAACGAAGAUAUGAGGAACAUGGACCCUGGUUACCCCAAACCCAUCACGGUUUGGAAGGGCAUCCCUGACUCCCCUCAGGGGGCGUUUGUGGACAAGGCCAACGGAUUCACCUACUUCUACAAGGGGAAGGAGUACUGGAAGUUCAACAACCAGCGGUUGCGUGUGGAGCCGGGCUACCCCCGCUCCAUCCUGAGGGACUUCAUGGGCUGCGACGGCCCGCCGGCCGACCCCGACUGGGACUGGAGCCCCCCGGAGGUGGAGGAGCGCCACUCCGACAGCAGCAACGGUGAUGUGGACGUCGUCAUCAAGCUGGACAGCACAGGGGGCACAGAGAAUGCCGUGGCUAUCGCCAUCCCCUGCGUCCUGGCGCUGUGCAUGAUGGUCCUGCUCUACACUGUGUUCCAGUUCAGGAGGAAGAGCACGCAGAGACACAUACUGUACUGCAAGCGCUCCAUGCAGGAGUGGGUCUGAGCCAAACCUGAGACUGGACUGGAACUGUAGGGGAGGUGUAUGGAACUUCCACUAGGGACUGUGGGAAGAGCUAUCAAACUCCUAUUGCUCUCUAGUUGUUAAACUAACUCCCUUUGUUGAUGGACAGUAUAUGCAGUACAGUAGAGUCCUCCUCCUAACAUGUUCCAAACUGUGCUUUGCCCUCUUUGUGACAUGCAAGGUGGAGCGAAGCGAGACGUCUUCAUUCAAGACUAUAAUGGACUGUGGCUGCCAAUUCCAACGAAGAUGUGUCUGCUUUAACUCUUGACUCUCAUUGGGUGCACUCAGUAGUUAUUGGAGAAAAAGGAAAGCUGUGUGGGACCCAUGUCUUUCUCUGUCUCUGCACGCCCCUAACAAGCCCUUACUAUCUACAGUACAGUGGACCAUUUAGUAAUAGGCUACUACUUUUUAUUUUCAUGUCCUAGUAAAGUUCAAGUUGCCCAGACUCUGUGCUUUUUGAUUUAAUUCUCUUUCAAAUAUUAGUAUUUGUGAGGUGGACUGUCUGAUACCCAAACCAAAUAUGACCUUUGACCUAUCUUCCCUUCCUAGUGCGGAUUACGACUCCGAGAGUCUUUGUUGGGAUGUUUAAUUCUAAUCUAUGGAUCUAACAUCAUCAUGACAUGACAUCACGCUUACGUUUUCUUUGGCCAUGUCUUUUCCAUAUCUGCCCAUGGCCAUCCGUCUGGUCUGGUGUGCUCUCUGUCUGUCUGUGGUCUACGGGAAGCAGCAGCAGCUAGGAACAGAGCAGAGAACUGAAUAAGACUGUUGUGGCAGUCUGUCUCUAACACAGGGGGCCAAAACCAUCUCUGCAAUAUUUUGGAGACUGCCUUAAUCAUAGCUUACUUUUGUUGUGUGUGUGUGUGUGUGUGUGUGUGUGUGUGUGUGUGUGUGUGUGUGUGUGCACGUUAACAUAUCUACUGUAUGUAGGCUCCACAAAUCUGUAUGAAGAUAGUGGUAGUGAGGUUUACUGUGUCCAUUUCUUAACAUCUUUUGACAUGUUGUUCUUCUGACUGGCAGUGACAGCAGUUGGUUUUUCAUGUAUUAUUUUACAUGGUGUGAUAAAAAAAAAAAGUAAAAGAAAAAAGUGGCAAAAUCCUGGCUGUGAUCUGAAGACAUAUACAGUAGGUACAGUCAAUGUGAAUAAAAUAUACAGUAGGUCCCAAAAAAACAUGUUACAGUAUAUUGUCUCUGAAUUGCCCAUGGUUGCCCUCCAUGAUAUUAAAAUCAAUGUGGUUGUGUGAUGUCACGUUCCUCUCGACGUGUGUGAGAUGACUCAGUAUGUGAGAGAAGAAACAUAUUUUUAGGGAUUUGAGUUGUCCACAUUUAUGGUACUUCUUUUUUGUUUUUACUUAAAAAUAUUUGAUAAAAUCAGGAUAAUGAACUCCAUAUCAACAGCUAUAUCAAUACUAUACAGUGCCUUGUGAAAGUCUACACACCCUUGUAAAAGUUUAACAUUUCGUGUUAAAAAGAGAUUAAAUUGGGAUUUUUUUUGUGUACACA
Oncorhynchus masou masou (cherry salmon) is the source of this 3696-nucleotide messenger RNA. RefSeq names its product matrix metalloproteinase-16-like. The record is from RefSeq and is a predicted model, not a curated record. Gene Ontology annotation, biological process: proteolysis; collagen catabolic process; extracellular matrix organization. The coding region runs from base 295 to 2178 and encodes 627 amino acids. Gene Ontology annotation, molecular function: metalloendopeptidase activity; zinc ion binding. NCBI's taxonomy places the organism in Eukaryota, Metazoa, Chordata, Actinopteri, Salmoniformes, Salmonidae. The transcript has 12 exons. Gene Ontology annotation, cellular component: plasma membrane; extracellular matrix.